AACACAUGAGGUUGAGGCGGAGAGGGAGGCGGACGGUAGUGGCGAACUGGAAAUCCAUGCGCCCUGUUGGUGUCAUGCUGAUGCGUCGCGGUUUAGUACUGCUACUACUCUACUCUGUCAGUUGACCUCAACCCGCCAGCCUGCACGCUGCUUCUCCUUUCUUUUUCUCUCUCUCAUCUUCCCUCCCAUUUUUACCGUUUUUACACUCUACCGCGCCAUUUCUUUGACCGCCGCCCAGCCCGUUUCUCUUUCGCCCCCCCCCCCCUACUUGCUGAUCUAGCCAUUAAUGCCACACCUGCUGCAUCCACCACUUUCCUCUCCUUUUUACUCCCAUCUCUCUCUCUCUCUCUCUCUCUGAACGCUCGCAUACCUCGAUGAAGUGUGCGAUUUGGUCUGAAUGAGACUUGGUUCUCGGUUUUCUGUUCUUAUUGUUCCAGGUUCUUUGCUUGAGCGAUGAGUGGAAGGAGGCCCUAUUCCUAUUGCAGAAAGAGGGAGAAAACUUCAUCGACACCUGUUGCUGAUGCGCGUUAGGGGAUCUGUGCUGAUAAUAUACACCUGAAUCUCACAAGGUUGACCGAAUCGACUGCUGAGCCUGACAGCACCAUGGGUUCCGGUGAUUUGAGCUCAGAAAUGAAGAGGACGGUUCUUGGCCUGACACUCUGGGUCUGGAUCGCAAUCGGUGUGGUCGCCCUUCUUGUCGCCAUCCUGCUGAUGAUAUGCAUUUGGGUGGCGUCACGCCGGAGGACAAAGAGAACCAUGGACAAUUUGAGGCAGACACAGAUCCCCAUCUACUCCAAGGAGAUCCCUGUCGACCGGGUUGGCGGGCGCAGCCUUGCGCAGACAAUGCAUGAGCGUGAGCAGCCUAGCUUCCCGUCGCAGGAUAAGUACGCGAACCGGGAGCUGGGGACGACGCUGGGGAAUUUGGCACUGAGCAAGUCCUCGGAUCACGAUAACAUGAGCCAGGGGAGCUCUGUUUGCAAUGUCGAUCGUGCUGGCAGCGUGCACUCUGGUGAAGAUGGGAGCUCAGGGCCUCGGAGGAAACCAAACUCUCCUGCUGCAUUCGUGUCAGCGUCGCCCCUGGUUGGCCUUCCUGAGUUCUCUCAUCUCGGUUGGGGACACUGGUUUACUCUACGUGAUCUUGAGCUUGCUACCAACCGUUUCUCAAAGGAGAAUGUGCUUGGAGAGGGUGGCUAUGGAGUUGUGUACCGUGGGUGUCUAGUGAAUGGAACUGAAGUUGCUAUCAAGAAGAUCUUUAACAACAUGGGGCAAGCAGAGAAGGAAUUCAGAGUGGAGGUUGAGGCUAUUGGCCAUGUCCGACACAAGAAUCUAGUUCGGUUGUUGGGAUACUGUGUUGAGGGGGUAAACAGGAUGCUUGUGUAUGAGUUUGUGAACAAUGGUAACUUAGAGCAGUGGCUUCAUGGAGCUAUGCGUCAGCGUGGUGUUUUUAGCUGGGAAAAUCGCAUGAAGGUUGUAAUAGGCACUGCAAAAGCACUUGCUUACCUUCAUGAAGCUAUAGAACCAAAAGUUGUACACCGAGACAUAAAAUCAAGCAACAUAUUGAUUGAUGAUGAAUUUAACGGCAAGGUCUCUGACUUCGGAUUGGCUAAGAUGUUGGGAUCAGAUAAAAGCCACAUUACUACUAGAGUGAUGGGAACAUUUGGAUAUGUUGCACCUGAAUAUGCUAAUACUGGGAUGUUAAAUGAAAAGAGCGACGUUUAUAGUUUCGGUGUCCUCUUAUUAGAAACUGUGACAGGAAGGGAUCCUGUUGACUACAGCCGAUCUGCCAAUGAGGUCAAUCUUGUUGAGUGGCUCAAAGUGAUGGUGGCCGGUAGGAGAGCAGAGGAAGUGGCUGAUCCAAGCUUAGAGGUUAGACCAAGUAUCAGGGCUCUUAAGCGGGCUCUUUUGGUGGCACUAAGGUGUGUCGAUCCAGACUCUGAAAAGAGGCCUAAGAUGGGCCAGGUUGUUAGGAUGCUUGAGUCCGAAGAAGUUCCAUUCCGGGAGGAUCGGAGAAACCGAAGGAGUCGCACGGGAAGCAUGGAUAUCGAGUCUAUUGCGGAGGGUUCGAAUUCGGCCGAGUUUGGAAAGAAGGUAGAAAGGACUGGCAGCUCGACAUCGGACCGAUCUCAACCCUGAGGCCUACAGAUGUAUGCUAUGCCAUGAACAGUCUGAGAAAUGAUAAUCACCAAGGUGAUUGCUGCCCUGAUAGGAGGUGUUGGUAGGUAAUGGAGGCAAGACAAGCCCAUAUAUCGGUACCUAAAUUUUAGGUCUAGUAUCAGAUCGAGUAGAAGCAUUCUUGGAUGAAGAAUCUCCUGGUCUCUUGUUAUUUGUAUAGGUUUUAUGUUAGUGCCUGGGAAUUCCUUGGGUCGAGUGUUUGACAAUUGGUCGAUUCUUUUGGUUCUUGCAUUGCUACCCUCUUAAUUAUGGUUCCUGUCUCUCUGUUUCUGCAA
Molecule: messenger RNA, 2447 nt
Organism: Phragmites australis (common reed)
Lineage: Eukaryota; Viridiplantae; Streptophyta; Magnoliopsida; Poales; Poaceae
Product: probable receptor-like protein kinase At2g42960
Exons: 8
Coding region: 604-2133 (509 amino acids)
Biological process (GO): protein phosphorylation
Molecular function (GO): ATP binding; protein kinase activity
Source: RefSeq, a predicted model, not a curated record